This is a messenger RNA of Bacillus rossius redtenbacheri, 1823 nucleotides long. RefSeq lists its product as uncharacterized. Bases 1 to 1656 code for a protein of 551 amino acids. The transcript is spliced from 10 exons. The record is from RefSeq and is a predicted model, not a curated record. Lineage: Eukaryota; Metazoa; Arthropoda; Insecta; Phasmatodea; Bacillidae.
AUGGCCUGGAAGGUGGCGGGGGCGUUCAUCAGCCCGAAUGGCAUGGCACAGAACUGGAAACGUCGGCCCACGUCGGGAGGGCUGCUCCCCCUGUUGCCUCGGCACCGGCGCCACAUACGGUACCAGAGCUCCGGAGUCCUCGGGAACUUUGCGUGGUCCUCGUGCUCCUGCCCUCCGAACUCCGGCAGUUUGAGAGUGCCACCGUGGCGCGGUGCGAUAGUGGCCGCCGGCAUCGCUGACGGUCUGUCCAGCGCGAGCUCGGACGCGCGGCACAUGAACAGCCCAUUUCUGAAGAUGAGGAACUCCCAGGCCUCGGCCUUCGGGGAUGGGAGGUUGCUCACCCCGCUCGCCGUCGUCCCGGACUCCGGAAUGUGCCUAGGCGUCACUGCCAAAGAGUUCCUGCAGGCGGGCUGCCAGUCGGGCCGAAAUGGUUCGCGGCCGCGGGUCCUGCAGCUGGUCAACUGUGGUCCAGGUCUGUGCCUAGGCGUCACUGCCAAAGAGUUCCUGCAGGCGGGCUGCCAGUCGGGCCGAAAUGGUUCGCGGCCGCGGGUCCUGCAGCUGGUCAACUGUGGUCCAGGUCUGGAAAGGUUCUGGCUGACCGGCGUGCCUGCACCAGUGUUCGUCCAUUCAUUUGUCUGCGUGUUGGCAGUGCGAUGGUCGUCGGGGAUGGGGCGCCGGGGAAAGCGAGAACCUUCAGAGGGUACGGAGGAGGGCGAGGUGGCUGGGACACCUCAGGAUGUUGUCUCGUCUGGCGACUCGAGGGGUAUAAAGCUCCCGGGCCGACCCCUGGCCAGGCAUCAUUCCACUGCGGACCAGCUGACGCGCACACAUCGCAGAAUGUUCCUCAAGGUAGCGGUGCUCACCCUAGCUCUGUGCGUUCUCGCAACGGCAGAGGAGGACAAGAGCCAGAAGAAGAGGGGCAUCUUUGGCGAGUCUCUCGGGUCAGGUCUCGGCCUGGGCUACAGCUCUGGACUGGGCUAUGGAUCUGGCCUCGGCCUAGGGUACGGCUCCAGCUUGGGUUACAGCUCCGGCCUGGGCUAUGGCUCCAGCCUGGGCUAUGGCUCCGGCCUGGGAUAUGGCUCCAGCCUGGGCUAUGGUUCCGGCCUCGGCCUGGGAUACGGCUACGGCGCGGGAGUCGGCCUCGCUGGGCCCGUCCAGGAGUCGGUGACCAUCACGCGCAAAGUGCCGGUGGGCGUCCCGCAGCCGUACCCGGUCCACGUUCAGAACGACGUCCCGUACCCGGUCCCCCACCCGGUCGCCGUGCCCGUCUCCCGCCCCUACCCCGUCAAGGUCGCGCAGCCCGUGGCCGUGCCGGUGGACCGCCCCUACCCCGUCCCAGUGGAUAAGCCCGUCGCCGUGCCCGUCCCCCACUCCGUGCCCUACCCGGUCCCCCACCCGGUCGCCGUGCCCGUCUCCAAGCCGUACCCGGUCGCCGUGCCCAAGCCGUACGCCGUGCCGGUCGCGCAGCCCGUGGUCGUGGCCAAGGCCGCGCCGGUCAUCGCCGCCAUCGGCGGCGGGUACGGUGCGUCGUACGGCGCCGGCAUCGCGUCGUACGGAGCCGGCAUCUCGUCGUACGGAGCCGGCAUCUCGUCGUACGGAGCCGGCAUCUCGUCGUACGGCCACUCCAUCGCCUCGUUGGGGCACAGCGCAUGGUGAUGGCUUAGCAGCGACCGCCUCUCUUCCUUCGAGUACCGCUCUCUCCCUCAUCAAUCAUCUAUCACUCAUCUGCACUUCCUUACCUAGUCGCCUUUUUAUCGACAAAAUUUAAAUAAGAAAAGUGUAUCAUGUUUUAUUGUGCAAAUAAAUGUGUUUUUUUAAGCAAA